Rhagoletis pomonella (apple maggot) is the source of this 1850-nucleotide messenger RNA. RefSeq lists its product as uncharacterized. The coding region runs from base 635 to 1285 and encodes 216 amino acids. The record is from RefSeq and is a predicted model, not a curated record. NCBI's taxonomy places the organism in Eukaryota, Metazoa, Arthropoda, Insecta, Diptera, Tephritidae. The transcript has 4 exons.
UCUCGACGCGAGCGGUUGUACGUAGCGGAUAAGCGACUAUACGACGUUUAUGUAGUAGAGGAAAACAACAAAAAGUGUAUGAAAUAAAGUGAGGUAAAAGAAAGUGGAGGUGGAAAGUAGGCAGAAGAGCGGACGAAAAAGAAAAGCGAGUGAAAUUCGAGUUACGUGCAAGCAGUUAAGCGUGUUUAGUUAAAAAAAAAACUAUCAAAAAUACAUUCACAUGUACAUACAUACAUACAUAUGUAUGUAUAGUAUAUGUAUGUAGCUUAAAGAAUUUGCACAUGAGCAAAUAAAUAAGUUUGAACGAAAUACAAUACUUGAACAUAAAGUAAGUAGAAUUGUUGCUCGUUUCAAGCAGUGUAACUUACGAGUAUUCGGUAAAAAUAUACCGUCAAACAUUUAAGCAAUAAGCAACAAAAAGUGAAAUCUGCAAGAUAGCAUCGCAAAAUCUCUAGAUCAGCAAAAGAAAAAAAAGUCGUAAAGUUACGCGCAAUCUGGUUAAAAUAAAAGCGUCUACUAACGUAAGCAAUAAUACAGCGAAAAGGCAGUGCUAAGCGACAAAAAAAAAAAAAAUAUUCGUGCAACACAAAAAAAAAAAACAAACUAUAAUAAAGCGACUAAACAAGAAACAAUAAUGUCACCAUUUACAAGCGAUUCCAACAUCAACAAAAGCAUCAACACAAUGCUGAUCCAUGCAGCCAUUGACGAUGAGGCCGCCGCCGCUGCGGCACACGCCGACCCCCCAAUGGCACGCGGCAAUGCCAAUAACAAUGCCACCACCAACAACGACAGCGACUACGCCAACCAAAGCGGAUGUUAUAGUAGUAUGUCGCUGAUGAGUCGAUGUCGUCGUGGCGCUGAGUGGUUGCGAGUUGGCGAUUUGAUGAGCUACCAGAAUAUGCUCGUCAUGUUGGCGGUGUUGGUUUGUGGCCUUGCCACCGUUAACGGGCUCAAGUGUCACAUGUGCGGCCAGUAUAAUGAGGGCGUCGGUUCCAUUACGCCCUGCCUCAACUAUUCGGAUCAAUAUGCGCAUCUCUAUUUGAAGGAAUGCUCGAAGAAAAGCGAGAAAUACUGUGUGAAAUAUGUUAGCGAAUUGUCAACAGUGCGAGAUUGCGCCACCGAGUGUGUUGAGAAAGAAAUCUGGGAGACGCAAACCUACUGCUGCAAUACGGAUGGCUGCAAUGGGUCCACCAAUUUGCAAGCUUCCAAACCGCUGCUCUUAUUACCGUUAAUAUAUUGCGUGUACAAAUCGCUGGUGGUUGCUUUCAGGGAGCAGCGGCACUAAGUUCAUGCAACAUGCGGCUGAAGCAAGCAAAACGAGUUCUCGUAAUUAUAUAAUUACUAACAAAAUAAUGGAAAUGUAAGAUAAUUGAGUGCAAUAAGGUUAAAAACAAAUUUGAAAAAUUUUAAUUAUUUUUCGUAAGUUUUGUAAAUUUUAUUUAAUGCAAAUUUAAAUUUUUUGAUGAUUCUUUAAUAAGCUGAAUGUUUAUUAAUUUAUACAUAUACAUAAUUACUUUUCAACUCGUAUUAUAAAAUAGUUUCAUUUCCAGCAUUUUUUUUUUUUGAUUAUAUUUCCUAAGCAAAAGAGAAGUUCAAUAAAAUCGCAACGCUUUGCAUUAUUCCUCGUUCAAAUUCGUACUUUUUAAUAGUCUUCCCAAAAGUUUGAGUAGCAAAUAUAUUAACAAACGAACAUUUACACAUGCAAGAAAAAUAAGAAAAAUAGCAAAAAUUUGAAUAUACAUAAAGAAAUGAAAAAUAUAUACAUACAUACCACACAACUUAUAUAUAUAUAUUACCUAAAUCCGAAUGUUGAAAAUCUUACGAUUGCGAUAACAAAAAAGCAUAUUAGA